Bufo gargarizans (Asiatic toad) is the source of this 2979-nucleotide messenger RNA. Its product is annotated as oocyte zinc finger protein XlCOF7.1-like. Lineage: Eukaryota; Metazoa; Chordata; Amphibia; Anura; Bufonidae. The record is from RefSeq and is a predicted model, not a curated record. Gene Ontology annotation, molecular function: DNA-binding transcription factor activity, RNA polymerase II-specific; RNA polymerase II cis-regulatory region sequence-specific DNA binding. Bases 266 to 1861 code for a protein of 531 amino acids. Gene Ontology annotation, biological process: regulation of transcription by RNA polymerase II; central nervous system development. The transcript has 8 exons. Gene Ontology annotation, cellular component: nucleus.
CUGGAGCCUGACUCCUGUAGACUCUGGAAGAAGUGCAGUCACAGAACUCUCCAUGGUGAAGGGUUGUCAGAGGAGGAGGACACGUCCGACCCCAGGGAAAACUUCUGGCCAUCUUGAGAACAUGUCCACUAUUACUAAGGUGUUUUCCUGUUUCCCUGUUUUACCUGGAAUAUGAGUGAAGUCUACCUGUAGGUUCCUACAAUAUAGGAUCUGCUCAGUGGAUAUCUUCUAUAUAAGAUCCUUCUCCUGAUUGACCCCCUCAUGGAUGGAUAGGGACAAGAUGGUGGAGAGUAUAAUAAAUCUCACCCUAGAGAUCCUCUUCCGGCUUACUGGAGAGGACUACAUAGUAGUGAAGAAGACCUCUAAUGAGCGCUGUCAGGCCCUUGUGUCUGAAGAAUGGGGAAGAACCCUGAGCCCAAUCACGGGGCCUCCACCUCACCCCCUGAUGCAUGAGGAAAUCAAAAGAGAGAAGAUCCUAGAACUCGCCAACAAGAUGAUUGAGAUGCUGACUGGAGAGGUUCCUAUAAGGUGUCAGGAUGUCACCAUCUAUUUCUCCAUGGAGGAGUGGGAGUAUUUAGAAGGACACAAAGAUCUGUACAAGGAUGUCAUGAUGGAGGCUCACCAGCCCCUCACAUCGCCAGUUAAGAAAGAGACGAGAACACCAGAGAGAUGUCCCAGUCCUCUUUCUUCACAGGAUGUUUCAGAAGAACAUCACAAUGUCCCACAGGAUGAUCAGCUCGUGAAUCCGGGUGAAGAUCUGAACAAUAUUAAUCCUACAGAGACAUAUGUGAGGGAUGAUGAGCAGAGCAUAGAGGACAUUCCUACAGAUAACCGGCCAGAUGACUGUACCAGGAACUUAGAGAAACAUCUUAUAUCUUCAGAUUUUGAAGUAUCUGAUCAUGGUAUCACACGAGAUAAAUAUGAAGAACAUACCAAUAUCCAAGACUUACCUUCAUCUAUUCAAAGCAAAAAUGUAUCACUUGAUCCUUUCAAACAGGUUCAAUCUUCUGAUUCAUCACAGACUGUAACACAAAAUAAAAGUCACAGAAGAGGUGUUAAACAUCAAACAACUCACUUAAAAAUGGAGCCAUUUACAUGUUCAGAAUGUGGGAAAUGUUUUAAGCAUAAAUCGGCUCUGGUUGUACAUCAGAGAAUUCACACAGGAGUGAAGCCAUUUACAUGUUCAGAAUGUGGAAAGUGUCUUAGACUGAAAUCUGAUCUUAUUGUACAUCAGAGAAAUCACACAGGAGAGAAGCCAUUUUCAUGUUCAGAAUGUGGGAAAUGUUUUAACCAGAAAUCGGCUCUUCUUAGACAUGAGCUAAUUCAUACAGGAGAGAAGCCAUUUUCAUGUUCAGAAUGUGGGAAAUGUUUUAACCAGAAAUCGGCUCUUCUUAGACAUGAGAUGAUUCACACAGGAGAGGAGACAUUUUCAUGUUCAGAGUGUGGGAAAUGUUUUAUCCAAAAAUCGGCUUUUGUUAAACAUCAGAGAAUUCACACAGGGGAGAAGCCAUUUUCAUGUUCAGAAUGUGGGAAAUGUUUUAACCAGAAAUCGGAUCUUAUUAGACAUCUGAGAAUUCACACAGGGGAGAAGCCAUUUUCAUGUUUAGAAUGUGGGAAAUGUUUUAAGCAGACAUCAGCUCUUCUUAGACAUGAGAGAAUUCACACAGGAGAGAAGCCAUUUUCAUGUUCAGAAUGUGGGAAAUGUUUUAACCAUAGAUCGACUUUUGUUACACAUCAGAGAAUUCACACAGGAGAGAAGCCAUUUUCAUGUUCAGAAUGUGUGAAAUGUUUUAAGCAUAAACCAGCUCUGCUUAGACAUGAGAGAAUUCAUACAAGAGAGAAGCUACUUUCAUGUUCAUAAUGUGGGAAAUGUUUUAAGCAGGCAUCAGCCCUGGUUACGCAUAAAAAAAACUCACAAAUAAGAGAAGACAUUUUCAUGCUUAGCUUGUUCGUGACUGCCUUUACGUGUUUUUAUGGUGGUCACUAACUGGCUUUAUUCAAAAACAUACUCCUUUUUACAGGGAGGUAAAAUAUCCCAUUGCUUUCAGCUACCAGGGGUAGCUAAGGGUUUGGAGCAAUGAUCAAGGCCACUGUAAAGGUCCCCAAACACAUAUGGUCUCCAGUAUUGAAUGAAUACCAAUCAGCUGACAGAUCAAUUUAAGAGUGAAAGUAAGUUUUCUUAUAUACAUAAAUAUUCUCUAAAGAAAAAUGUUUGGGGAGAGGAAAUAAAAAAAACAAAAACAAACUAAAGUUUCCCAACGGUACUGCUCUGCCUGUGAUCGGUAUGGGGGGCCCCUCCAUUCCUAUAAAACUGAAAAUACAAGGGCCUUUGGGAAAGUCCAAAUAAAAAGAGAUGAAUUCCCACAAGAGCUGGUGUCCAGACAUGUGGAAAAAGUGGCGACAAUCACACUGUAAAUGGGCAGUUACUUGCAGUCAAGUGGAAUGACAGAAAGGAUGUCUGCAGGCUAAACACUGAGCAUGAGGACAGCACAGGGGUAGUAAUAGAGAGAGGGGCCACCACUGGUAAGAGAGAGUCUGUCUGAGUGACACAUUGUAAAUUUAUACGAGUAGUGUUUCUUUCAACCAUAUAUAUAUAAAAAUAAAUAAUAAACAUAUGUGUGUAUGUUCCGCUAUCACUUAAAAACACAACCAUCGAUUUCAACGAAACUUGGUAUACACAUCCCUUGCAACCUGGGAAGAAAUCUUGUGGGGUCUCAGCUCUCUAGGACAUUACCAUUCCUAAAAUAUUACCAAAAAAGUCUUUCUCUUCAUAUUCUACCUGCCAUACACACGGUCACAUGUCCCUUAUCAGCCAAUAGAAGCUCGCAGGCCCUUACUCUCCACAUACAGAUUUACAGAUUUACUCCAGGUUUCAUAACAACCCAGCCAACCCAAGUUGCAUGACACAUAGGGCACAACCACACUGCUACAUGCAUCCAUCUUGGAUGGAUUUUUUUUUUCGUGUCGCAGUCGCAAAAU